Messenger RNA from Cladophialophora immunda, 1212 nucleotides. RefSeq lists its product as uncharacterized. Lineage: Eukaryota; Fungi; Ascomycota; Eurotiomycetes; Chaetothyriales; Herpotrichiellaceae. The record is from RefSeq and is a predicted model, not a curated record. Bases 779 to 1168 code for a protein of 129 amino acids. The transcript is spliced from 3 exons.
CUCUUUUGAAUCUCAUCGUUCUGAAAUGGAGCAUGCAGUUCGCAAGGACUCACCCUCGUCCCUGAUAGUUGCUGUCAAGGUUAUGACAGGUGUUUGACUAACUUCUGUAUGCUGCCACGACUGCACAACAUCUCUUGAAAGGUACGAGCUUGCAUGCACGUCUUCCUCUUCCCCUUCCCUCGGUGAUGACCCCUUGACACGAAUGGCAUUCCUCAGACUUAAUUCAUCAUGUGGAAUCUGUCUAUUACAAGUUUCAGCCUUGUCUGAUCCAAGUGCAACCUUUUCUUGUUUCCCAGAUUUUUUCUGUUUCGUGGCCUGGGAAGCUAACGAGAAAUGCAACAGGUACUCCUCACCGAUUAUUUCUUCCCCUUAACCCCCGUACUCUUUCCUGUGACGAAGACUUGAACGAACGGGCGGACAGACUGCGUGUGCGGCUUCACACAUCUGUAAAAGCAGGACGUACAAUCCUUGUGGAUGUGAUGUGGGCCGUAACACUUGUUGAGAACUCGUCAGCUGAGGACUGCUUGCACAAGACAUUGUUGGAUGGUAUAAGAUAUGUGAAGUGAUGCUAACGGCGCUGGUUCUAGGUAUUUGCGAUCCCCUCGUGUCUCUCAUCUCGACUUGCAUCCUAUGAUGAACAAUAUUCACACUGUUUGAACCGAGCUUUCGCUUGGAAAUGAACGUUAACACUGAAAAUUCUGAUUUAAUGAGCCUGAAAUAGAUGCUUACACUUUCUUCCCUUUCACACAAGAUCUGAGAGUCUCGGCUGAGCUGACCGAUGGCUGUUUGGCGCAGGUAUAUUCGCUUUGCUCUACUCAGGUCCGAAGGACAAAGUACUCGAAUAGGUGAGAAUAUGCCUUCUUGUCAAUAUGUCCAUCCUGAUGAUCUCAUGUAUUUCGCUGUGUUCUUACUGAAUUCCCAUGUCGAACAUAUAUCACCUUGGAGAACUGAAAUGUUGCUUGCUCUUCUCAAACUUGACCCUCUACACUGUUCUCGAGACAUAUAUGCUGAUUUCCUCUUAGUUCCUCCCGCUGGAUGUAUUAAUGAUGGAUAUAACGGGCAAAGAUGCCCCGGGUGUGAAUCACUGACUUUAUUUGACCCUCGUCGCAGUCUGUGGCCGCCUAGUUCUACACCUGGCUCAUCAGCAUUUUGCUUCUGUAGUGAAUAGAUAAUUAUAUGCACCUUGAAUAUUGAUUAUCAUAUGUUGAGAAA